Molecule: messenger RNA, 2329 nt
Organism: Ictidomys tridecemlineatus (thirteen-lined ground squirrel)
Lineage: Eukaryota; Metazoa; Chordata; Mammalia; Rodentia; Sciuridae
Gene: Slc66a2
Product: solute carrier family 66 member 2
Biological process (GO): phospholipid translocation; retrograde transport, endosome to Golgi
Cellular component (GO): endosome; trans-Golgi network
Source: RefSeq, a predicted model, not a curated record
CAUGGGGUAGGCGGACCAGGAAAUUGCCAUGCAUCAUUCCUACUUGGCUAUGGCUCUCAGCAUCCCACCACCAUUUAGAAGGUUCUCUGGGGAACGUCUGCAUGUGCUGAUGUCCAGAGACCUCCUGUGUGGCUGCCUGUGGCACUUAGCAGCCAUGGUGUGUGUGACCCUUGAGUCCUGUUCUGGUAGUGCCCACUAGACUGCUGUCUUCAACCUGAAACCCAGGUCAGAGACACACUAGCCUUCUGGUCCACUGUGGCAGCAGGGAUGAUCUCAGCAGCUUGAGGUUCUGUGGUGGUUUGUGUUGGGCAGCUUGGGCACCAUUCCAAGUUCUGCGGUUGAAGUGGGCAGCCCCAAGGCCUGGCUGGCCUCCUGGGGUCAUUUCUGCUGCACGACAGCAUGCUGCUCAGGCCACACUGCUCAGACUGUGGCCCGUCGGCUGGGGUGGCACCAGCUGGCUCUGCAGGGCAAAGGUGCCAGGACGGGACAGGGUGGGGGCGAGGAGAAAGAGGGCAAGGCUCCUGAAGUGAGGGGCCACAGAAGGCACCAGAUCACUGCAGCCUGAGAGGGGUCUCCUCUUUCGGUCCCUGGCUCUUCCUCACAGUGACGUGCAGCCUUAGAUUGGGGCUAGCACGCUGCUUGGCAGUUGCCAUGUCCUGUCUGACCUGGGGCCUGAGAGCUCUUGGUCCUGGGUCUUCUCUGGAGCCGCCCUGGUGGUUCAACAUGGGCAGUGCCAGCCCCUGGUCACUUGGAGUCCAUCACUGGGAAUGGCAAGUCUACAUCUCUGUCCUUCCCAUGUCUGCUGCAGGAGAGGCUGGUGCUGGCUCGGGAUCAUGGACACAGGAGGCCAGCAGGCCAUUUCUGCCCCUUUUGCAGCAGGUCCUGCUGCUGUCUGCAUUGGACUCUCUGGCUAUACUUGACUUGGCACUGCCCCGUGCAAGGCUCAGGCCCACAUCCCUCAGAGUCCCUCCAGAUUUUGACCCACACCACUUCUGGCAUUGGAGCAGCUUCGGGGACUAUGUGCAGUGUGUCCUGGCCUUCACUGGUGUGGCGGGCUAUGUCACCUACCUGUCCAUCGAUUCGGCCCUGUUUGUGGAGACUCUGGGCUUCCUUGCAGUGCUGACCGAGGCCAUGCUGGGCGUGCCACAGCUGUACCGAAACUACUGCCACCGCUCCACAGAGGGCAUGAGCCUCAAGAUGGUGCUCAUGUGGACAAGCGGGGACACCUUCAAGACAGCCUACUUCCUGCUCAAUGGUGCACCCCUGCAGUUCUCAGUCUGUGGCCUGCUGCAGGUGCUGGUGGACCUGGCCAUCCUGGGGCAGGCCUAUGCCUUCGCCUGCCACCCCCAGAAGCCAGCCCCCCACACUGCACACCCUGCCAGUGCCAAGGCCCUCUGAGGCACCAGAGACAAGACUGUGUGAUCCUGGCUGUGGGCACUAGUCAUCCUGUGCUCCCACGCCAGGGCGGGUGGGCCCAAGGCCACACCAGGAGCAGGCUGGGUGUGGGUGGAGGUGAAGACCUGGUGCCAGGUUCUCCACCAGCCUGCGUGAGGGGUGGGUGCUUGGGGUGGCUGGGGACAGGCCAGUCUGGCACUGCCCAUGAGGACGUGGGCACGGAUCUUGCACCCAGGGCUAGCUCCCAGGCAUGUUCAAGUGACAGGAAACUGUCUCCUGCGUCUUCUCAGAUGCACUGGCCUGACCUGAGAGGCUCAGUCAGGAAGAAGGGUGGUGGGGCUCAGCAGCUUCCCUGGGCAAGCCUGGGGAGAGGGGGCCCUGCAGACCCCGGGCAGAACCUGUGGCUGCCAGGACGGACAGCAGGCCAGGGUGAGGGUCCCGGCUGCUGGCGGCCCAUCCCCAUGCUGUCCCCACCUACCCGCUGCCACUGUCGCUGUGCCUGCCUGACGGGUCGCUGGCCUGACACCACCGCCAUGUUCCCCCUUUCCAUGCCACACCGGUGACGUGUGCUUGGCAGCCUGUGCCCAUCCGGUCACUCCCUGCCCUGAGAGUUCUGGAUGCUUCUGUGGACUCCCACAGGCAAUGACUGCCUUCUGCCGGGCAGAGGGGCCACCCCCAUGCAGAGGCCGCGGCAGGCUGUGGUCAGCACCAUGCUCGUGAUGGCAGGCCGCUCUGGUUGCCAGGAAGCCACAGCACAAUCCCCGCCGGGCUUCCCUCGGAUUCAGUGUCUGAGUGAGGCUCUUGCUUAGCUCUGUGGCUGUAAGAUGCUUUGAAAUGUUUAUUUUUAAAAAAUGAAGGUAGAUGUCUGUAGUGGUAAUUGCUUCCAAAUUAAAAUGUCACCGACCGCAGGUUCGGAGGCUGCUCAUUGAAUGUA